Molecule: messenger RNA, 3399 nt
Organism: Bombus huntii
Lineage: Eukaryota; Metazoa; Arthropoda; Insecta; Hymenoptera; Apidae
Product: E3 ubiquitin-protein ligase COP1-like
Exons: 8
Coding region: 77-1615 (512 amino acids)
Biological process (GO): protein ubiquitination; proteasome-mediated ubiquitin-dependent protein catabolic process
Cellular component (GO): cytoplasm
Molecular function (GO): protein binding; metalloaminopeptidase activity; ubiquitin protein ligase activity
Source: RefSeq, a predicted model, not a curated record
GUACACACAGAUAUAUAUAUAUAUAUAUAUAGUCAUACGUAUAUAUAUCACACCUAAGUGCUCUCUUGAACAAAUUAUGGCAUUGUCUCUUAUCAGGGGUAAGGGUCUACAAUACGGAAAUUCGCAGUUACGUUUCUUAUCUUGCAUUUCGAACAUGAAGAAAGGAUUGGUGCUCGGUCUAUACGAAGCAGAAGAUGAAAACAACGUUUCAUUGACUCCCACAGCGGCUAAAUAUGAUGAACUAGUUAAUGGAAAACUGCAAAAACAUAUUUUGUUAGCAGGUCCAAAAAUUCCCAAAGGUCAUGCUAGAAUAUUUUGGGGUUUGGAUGAGAAGGAUUACGUUGGAAUUGCAGUUGUUGGUCUUGGAAAAAAGAAUCUUGGCAUUAAUCAGCUUGAAGAAAUACAUGAGGGAAAAGAAAACAUACGUAUAGCUGCAGCAGCUGGAUGUCGUGCAUUGGAUGCGGUUGAAAUAAAAGACAUACAUCUAGAAACAUUAGGAGAUGCUGAGGCUGCAGCAGAAGGAGCUACAUUAUCAACAUGGUUCUAUCAAGGCUCAAAAAAUAAGGAAAAACAGAAAAUUCUUCCAAAAGUUUCAUUAUAUGGUCAAGAAGGAGAGGAACAGUGGCGUAUUGGGAGUAUUAAAGCUCAGGCUCAAAAUUGGGCACGCCAUUUAGCGGAUACACCAGCCAAUUUAAUGACACCUACAAUAUUUUCGGAAGAAGUACAGACACUUCUCACUAAAUUAGGAAUUACCGUAAAAGUUCAUAAUAAAGAAUGGGCAGAACAGAAAAAGAUGGGUUCUUUCCUUAGCGUAUCUCACGGUAGUUGUGAGCCACCGAAGUUCGUUGAAAUUUGCUACAAAGGUGCUGAUGAUAAUUCCCAACCAAUUGCGUUUGUUGGAAAAGGUGUUACUUUCGAUGCUGGCGGUAUCAGUCUUAAGCCUCCAGCUGAUAUGGACGAAAUGCGUGCUGAUAUGACUGGUGCUGCAUGUGUAGUAGCUGCUAUUCGAGCUGCUGCUGAACUUAAAUUAAAAUUGAAUCUUAUUGGUUUGAUACCACUUACUGAAAAUUUGCCAUCUGGAACUGCAACUAAACCAGGAGAUGUUGUAGUUGCAAUGAACGGGAAGAGUAUUAUCGUAGAUAACACCGAUGCGGAAGGCAGACUUAUUCUUGCGGAUGCACUUUGUUAUGCUCAAGAAUUUAAUCCAAGUUUUAUCUUGGAUCUUGCAACACUAACUGGUGCAAUGAGAAUUGCUUUAGGAGGAGCAGCAACUGGAGUUUUCACAAACAAUAGUUCACUGUUUGAAAAACUAAGAAAUGCAGGCACUCUUACUGGUGAUAGAGUAUGGAGAUUUCCACUUUGGCAGCAUUUCACAGAUGAAAUGACAAAAAAAGUUAAAUCAGCUGAUAUAAGAAAUGUUGCGAGAACGAAAGGUGGUGGUUCAUGUACAGCCGCUGCUUUCCUACAUGAAUUUAUCUCGAACAAUACACCAUGGAUGCAUUUAGAUAUUGCAGGAGUAAUGGGCCCUGGACCUGAUAAGUUACCAUAUGUACCAGCUGGAAUGGCAGGUCGUCCGACCCGCACGCUGAUCCAGUUUUUGCAGGCAUUGUGUUAAAAUUUACAACUAUUUUAAGUUGUAUGAUGCAAGUUUAUCUAUUUUUAUAUAUACGUAUACAUAUAUGUAUACACGCAUGUAUAUAUAUGUAUAUAUAACUUUGUUCUAUAUAUACAUACACAUAUACACAAUAUUAUAUAUAUACAUAUAUUUUAUCCACGCUUACCUCCCGUUUGACAUUCUGACAUUUAUACAAAAUGACUAAAGUCGAUACAACGAAUUAAGUACAUGCAUCGGAAUGUACAGAGUUAUCCACUUAUCUUGGAACCCGCGUUCGUGAGAACAUAUGAGAAUGGUAACAGUGUAACAUAUACGUUUACUACUACAGUCAAAUAUCGCUCGCAAUCUACAAGCUGUUGCUAGAAGUACUUUAAAUUUGACAUUACAAUAAAGACGGUCGCUGAGAAAGCAAGUGUCGCAUUUUUGUCUGACAAUUUCAUGUCUCUACGCGUCCCCGAAAACUUCGAAGCAAGCAAGCGUAUUCGCUUCUGUCCCACAUAUAAUCAAUUCUUUUUUUUUUUUUUUGGUAUGCUGAUAUUUCUAAUUAUGCUCACCUGAAAUUUAACUGAAAUGUAAUUUUUUUACUUAAAAUUGUAUUCAUCUGCCAUCAGUUUCAUCUAACAUAAAUAACUUCCAAUUCAGGCAUUGCUGUGAAAGUUUAAUUGAUUUCUAUUUUUUUUAAAUACUCAGUCUAAAUAUGAAUUCCGUAAGGUGUUUUGUUGUAUCUUAAUCACUCACUUUAUUCUUAUAUUCGACAGCAGAACAAUUAAAAAUCAGACAGCGAUCGUCUUCUCCUUAUUGUAACGCCAAAUUUGAAAUCCUUCGGCGAUUACCAAACCGCAUUGUCUCUCGCCUAAUUAUACUUCUAACAACAGCUCAUAGGUGGCGAACAACAUUUGAUUGUAAUAGUAAGUGUAUAUAUAUAAUGUUGCCAUUCUCAUAUGUUCUCGCGAACGCGGGUCCCAACUUAAGUGAAUAACGUUGUAUAAGAAAAUCGAAUCACAUGCCAUUUAUAAAAUUCGUAGUCAUUGUAUUUGUGUACAGAAUUAUAUCUUUACAGUACAGCAAUACCUAGUACAAAUAUGGUGAAUCUUCUUUUGUACAGCUCGCUUUAUUCUCAUUAUAUAAGGUGUGUUACAUUUACUGAAACAAUUAAAGACAGUGUCAGUGACUAUCAAUAAAGGAAUAGGAAAGAUUUAACAAUAUCAAAAAAGUCUGAUUGUACGACGUCGUAUAGAAUAGAAUACAAUAUACUAAAUUUGUACAAAGUAUAGCUUAAUAUAAUAGAGAUAUAUCUAUGGGAGGUAUAUUAAAUUUUGGGCAAUUUAUACUUUAUUUGUGUUGCAUUUAAAAUACAUAAUUUUGAUCAAUAUCGUGUAAACUGUUACACGUAAUUUGUAAGGGUGUUAAUAACUAUUUGAACUUAAUAUAAUAAAAUACAAUAUGACUUAUUGUAUGAAAAGUCGUACUUCUAAUUUUAUGUACAUGUAAAAUUUAUGUUAACGCUUUGACCAUUGCAAUUUUCUUAUGUACAGUUUCUGCUGCUCAUCCCCUUGAACAGUUUAAAAGGACAUAUGUACUGAUUAUUUUAUUUCGUGAAUACAUCAUAUGUUCUUUAUGUAAUUUUCCAGUUAUUAUUACAUAAAGAGAAAAUAUAAAAUACCAAAGUGAAAAAUCAGCAAUUUACAGAAUGAACACAAAAUAUUUUUCCAGAAAUAACUGAAUGGUAUUAUAUGUUCAUUAUUUAUACUGAUAUACGAUUUAAUAAAACUGGCAUUAUUUAA